This is a messenger RNA of Cryptomeria japonica (Japanese cedar), 1327 nucleotides long. RefSeq lists its product as uncharacterized. The coding region runs from base 163 to 1077 and encodes 304 amino acids. Lineage: Eukaryota; Viridiplantae; Streptophyta; Pinopsida; Cupressales; Cupressaceae. The record is from RefSeq and is a predicted model, not a curated record. Gene Ontology annotation, molecular function: protein binding. The transcript has 7 exons.
AGCUUCUCUUUCUUUAGAACAUGUGAUGCAUUUACAUUUUAGUAAAUUUUUUCAAAGAUAUUUUUAAUUGUGAAAUUUUCACCAUUAUAAGCUGAAAAUCUUCAGGAAACUUUGCGCUGCAAGCUGAAACCAAAGAAGCCUUGCUGCCUUUUUAACACGCACAUGUUGGAUAUGCUUCUGUUGGAGAGUUGCAGGAGUCUGACAAUGAAAGGCGCGGAAGCAGAAUCUAGCUGGAAGAUCAAUUUGAAUCGCCAAAUAGCUGAGGUAGAGGUUAUAAGGUCAAUAUAUGGAGGAGAAGGGGAAUUCGAAAUGAACAGCUUAGAAGAAGCUUUUCUAGAAGCUCUCUCUAGCUUUGCUGAUGAUGAUGCCAUUCCAGAAUCAUUUUAUAUAUCUUUCACCAUACACUUAUUAUCAACAGAGAUGGGUGGGCAUCAUGUGAGUGUUGGUUUUUCUAUGCCACGUGGUUAUCCAGAAGAACAGCCUGUCAAUGUCACUGUUAACUGUGUGGGUGAGGUUUCAAGGUCUGAGCACGAGGUCAUCAAUGUUGGAGCUAGAGAAGUAGCCCAUGAACUCAUUGGUCAGGAAGCAGUCUUGCAAGUGCUUCAAAGAGUGCAGGACAUGUCCCUGAAAAAAAGCAAUGAAACCAUUGGAAAAUCCUCUGGAAACAUUGACGGGUCGAUCUCUAGUGUCCAUAGACUCUCACAUAUAAAACGGGUAGUUAUAUGGUUUCACCACAUAAAAUCAUUGCAAAAGAGGAAAUCCAUAUUGGAAUGGGGUAAGGAACUCAAUCUGGGAGGAUACUGCAAACCUGGCUUCCCAGGGAUUAUUAUUGUUGAGGGUGAAAAAUGCGAUGUGGAUACAUAUGUCAAGCAACUCCAAAAUCUACGAUGGCAAGCUAUUUCUGUUAGAGGAGAGGAACAAGAGGAAGUGAAAUGCGGAGAGGAAAUUGAUAAUGCAAGGCGCUUCUUAAAGGGAGUUAAAGAGCUGGAUGAGCAUGGCAUGUCAGAACUUGGACGCCUUUGUCGAGAGGCAAAUCUAGAGCAUCUUUUUCUGAGUGCUUUAAAAAUAAAUCGAUGACUGAAUUGCUUCAAAGGUCAUGGAAUAUCUCAGUUAAUUUGUAAACUUGAAAGAAUGGUCACUGACAGCUUUCAUGGCUUUAUAUAAGUGUGAACAUAAUUGCAGUGCUAGCCAUUGUUUUCAAAGCAAUCGGUGUUUUUGUUCAUAACAAAAACAGAUCAACAUUGAUGCUUAUGGGAAGAUUAAAUCUGAAGUUAUUGUUAAUAAAAUCCCUUGUUAGAGGCAAUAAUAUAACUAUGAUUGAUAGUAA